AUGAGUGGUACAAUAGUUGUGGGGUCAAAUAUUUAUGAGACUGAAUUUUUGGAUGAAAUCUUCAUCCAUUAUGGCAAUAAAACUGCCGACACUAUCAGCUUUAAAGAUGGACUGAUUAUUAGUCCUAAGAAAUUGGAGUUGCCUGAAUAUAAAAUUAAUAGAUCUGAGUAAGGAGAAGUCAUCAUGGCCAUUCUUAAGGAAGCCAUGAAUCUGUUAGAAUAUUCAAAGCUAUCAGAUUUGGGAAUAAUCAAUAUGUUUGAAUUACAAUAUGUAAAUCAAUUGAAAUCAUAUCCAUCUCUAAGAUUUCAAUUUAUGGAUAAAGAAUAACCAUCAAUAUUAAUGGAUGUUCGUAAAUCCUAUUUUACAGUGCAUAAUUGUUAUCAAAUAAUUAAAACUUUAAAUACAGAGCCAUCUGCAUAUUUUAAGAAUAAAUUUGUUUUAUUGAGGUACCCAGAAAAAAAAAUGAUUGUUCAAAUAAAAUCUGUAGUGGUUGAUUAAGAGUUCACAUAUAAAGGUGUAUCUUUAGAAGACUACUUUAAAUAAAAAUAUUAAUUAAAGAGCAAAUCAAGUGUCUAUUUAGAAACUUACAAUACUCAGAAUAUUAAGAAAUAAUUCUUAAUUGCAGAGUUUUGUGAUUUGAAAAUAGAUUACAUUGAAUAAGAUGCUACUGUUUAUUGUCAACAAUUAGAAUAUUGGAAUAAAAUUAUUAACAAUAGUUCAUCAUUUAUUAAAUUCUUAAACUAGUAUAAAUUAAUAAUCAGAAAUGAAUAAGUUGAAUUCAAAUAAUAAUACUUAGAACCUGGAAAUUUGGUAUUAAAUAAUCAAACUAAAUCAAUAUUUUAAAUAGUGGCAUCCAGAACAUCAAGUGAAUUUGAAUACUAUUAUACAGACUUUUUCCUUAAGAAUGCAUCUACAUUCACAACAUCCUUAACCAUCAAUAAAUUAAUUAUAUUAGUAACUAGAGAAAUCACUGAACUGAAAGACAAUUUUAAUAUUUUUUUAGAGAAAUUUGAUUUAUUUAUCAAAUCUAGAUAAUACAAAAUAUCAUAACCAGAGAUUUAUGAUAUAAAUAAUAAUUUGAAUGAAAUUUUAGAAAAAUAUGUCACAGAAGACUCUUAUGUACUUUUUGUUGGAGAUCAAAAGACAGAUUUUACAUCAGCAAGAAAUACUUUGUUAUCCAAGGCCAUUCCUAAUUAAUUAAUAAACCUCCCCAUCCAAGACCAAGAGAUCAAUAGAUUAUUAGCUAUAAUGACUGCUAAUCUUGGUAGUGUCCCUUGGUCUAUUAAAGAAAUUAAUGGAUAGAUCAAUAAUAAAAAGAGUGCUGUCCUAGGUAUUUGGAAAAGUGACAAUUCCUUUUCUGCAUGUCUCAGCAUUAAUAAAUACCUCAACAAAUAUAUAUCCUCAUUCGGAGAUUUAGAUUAAAUUCUGACACUUCUUUUGUCUACUUAUUAUGGCACACACAAAACUUUAGCAAAUUAAAUCAUCAUAUUUGCUGAGGAAGAUUACACAGAUAUUAUGGAACAAAGAAUUCAAGGACUCAUUUAAUUAAUACAAGACCAAGGAUUAGCAGAAUCUACCUAAAAACCUGAAAUUGUUAUGGUUUAAGUAAAGGAUGCCAGCGAAGAAAGAUACUUCACUUAUUUCGAGAGGAAUUUUGAAUCUUACUAUUGCAAAAACCCUUAAGUAGGUUGUAUAGUUCCUAUCAAUGAAAAAUAGGGUAGAUUUUCAUUCCAUUCUUAGAGAGGAGAGUAAGGAUGUUUACAAGCUCAAUAAUUAUAAAUUAGUUCAUCCAACAGAAGAGAAAUAGCCUAAUUAUACUAUCAUUUGAUUUUCUUAAAUUUCGAUUUGAGUUCUAUCACUUAUUUACCAGCGCCACUUCAUUAUGCAAAAAAAUUGUCUAAACAUCAACUUUAGAGUGAACAGUACAAAAAAGCAAUAGAAAAAGGACAUAUGUUAUUUGUUUGA
Molecule: messenger RNA, 1965 nt
Organism: Paramecium tetraurelia
Lineage: Eukaryota; Ciliophora; Oligohymenophorea; Peniculida; Parameciidae
Exons: 2
Molecular function (GO): nucleic acid binding
Source: RefSeq, a predicted model, not a curated record